AUGUCAGAAAAAGAACAAGAAGCAAGUGAAUUUACUAUUCAAAUGUCCCCAUGCAUGGAGUUACCGAAGCCAUACAAGGUCCAUGCAUCUGAAGUUGACUAUAAAAACGGUGCACAAAAAUAUAGAAAACAGCUUAAACGUGCUAAAAACAUUACUGAUAUAGGACGACAAGUGAUGGAAUCGGGACCCUUUUAAGCAAAGUUGAUACGACUAGUGCUAGAAAUCUUGAACAUUUAAAUGAAUUACAUAAUACAUACAUUGAACAUAAAC
Messenger RNA from Rhizopus microsporus ATCC 52813, 270 nucleotides. RefSeq lists its product as uncharacterized. The coding region runs from base 1 to 195 and encodes 64 amino acids. Lineage: Eukaryota; Fungi; Mucoromycota; Mucoromycetes; Mucorales; Rhizopodaceae. The transcript is spliced from 2 exons. The record is from RefSeq and is a predicted model, not a curated record.